Messenger RNA from Adineta steineri, 279 nucleotides. Lineage: Eukaryota; Metazoa; Rotifera; Eurotatoria; Adinetida; Adinetidae. The record is from the annotation of a GenBank genome assembly.
AUGUUAUAUCUCAGUUAUACAAAUGGUAUACGUCUUUUUAUUAAUGGACAAUUUAUUACCUCAUCAUUAAAUGCAGGCACACUUUAUCUAUAUGAUCUCAGUACACCUCAAUAUAUUACAUUAGACAAUGUUGGUUCAUUGUGGCCAGCAUCAUGGAUUACCUGUGCAAGUGGUAGUAUAUCUUAUGCAUCAGGAUCAUUCUCAGUUGCUACCGAUGAAUUUCCACUCUAUAAUCGAGAAUUAGACAGUCAAGAAAUUUGUGUAUUUGCUAAUCUAUAA